Molecule: messenger RNA, 1353 nt
Organism: Aethalodelphis obliquidens (Pacific white-sided dolphin)
Lineage: Eukaryota; Metazoa; Chordata; Mammalia; Artiodactyla; Delphinidae
Gene: KCNK18
Product: potassium two pore domain channel subfamily K member 18
Biological process (GO): stabilization of membrane potential; potassium ion transmembrane transport
Cellular component (GO): plasma membrane
Molecular function (GO): potassium ion leak channel activity; outward rectifier potassium channel activity
Source: RefSeq, a predicted model, not a curated record
AUGGAGGCUGCGGGGCCGCCUCAAGAUAGGAGGUGCUGCUGGGAGGCCCUGAGGAAAAUCUUCCCUCGCCUCUGCUUCCACUGCUCCCUGGUGACAUACGCGCUGGUGGGUGCCGAGCUCUUCUCAGCCAUUGAGGGCAGCCAGGACCUGGGGGCAGAUGACCCGGAGUUUGAGGAGUUCCUGGAGAACCUCUGUGACAUCUUGAAAUGCAACAGAACAGUUGAGGAAGGUAGGAAGCGGGGUCUCGGGAAGCUGCUGCAGAAGGUGAAGCCCCAGUGGUUUAGCGGGUCUGCAGACCGGUCCUUCCUGAGCUCACUCUUUUUCUGCUGCACAGUGGGCAUGGCCCCAUUCCCCGGGCAAAGGCCCCAGCGAGCCAGGUGUGGGCUGCGUUUCGGCUUCUUCUUCUCUCCCAGUGAGUGCUCUUGUACAAAACACAACCUGCAGGGUACCUGCCUGCCCGGGUUCCUGGACUUGGGGGCAACCAAACGUGGUCAGCGCGAUGCGCUCAGGGGGAGGGGGGAGAGCAGCCGACAAUCCCGGGCUCUGUCCUCCUUUUCAGGUUACGGCAACACCUACCCUGUCACCAGGCUUGGCAAGCACCUGUGCGUGCUCUGUGCUCUCUUUGGCGUCCCCCUGAUGUUCCUGGUCCUCUCAGACACAGGCGACAUCCUGGCAACCAUCUUAUCCAUGUCCUACCACCAAUUCCAAAAACUCCUUUCCUCCCCCCUCCCCUUCCCAAGUGGCGCUCCGGACCCCCCCUGCGAAAGAAGACCUGACAUCAAUCCCGUAGACGAAGCCAUCCCGAGGAUUGCCAUCAACGACCCAGAGCUCCCGGGCCCCAAACCUGCCCCCUCAAUCCCAAGCAGCAACAUGGAGCUGUUCGAGAGACUUCUAGCACGAGAGAAAGGGAACACACUGCAGGUGCCCCCUCAGGCCAUGGAGGGGAGCUCUUCGUGUCCUGAGCUGGUGUUCGGGAGACUCUCGUACUCCAUCAUCAACAACCUGGAUGAGGCGGGGCGGCAGGAGGAGAGGCUGGACAUCCCCCUCCCCAUCAUCGCCCUCGUGGUCGUCGCCUACAUUUCCUAUGCAGCUGCCAUCCCCCCCAUCUGGGAGAAGCAGCUGAACUUCGAAAAUGCCUUCUGUUUCUGCUCUGUCACGCUGACCACCGUUGGGUUUGGGGACAUUGCUUUCGAACAGCCUCGCUUCUUCUUGUUCUUCUCCAUGUAUAUCAUCGUUGGGAUGGAGAUUGUGUGCAUGGCUUUCAAGUUGGUGCAAAACAGGCUGAUUCACAUCUACAGAAAUGUCGUGCUGUUCUUUGCAAAUGGAAAGUGUUACAAUCCUGUUAAAAAGUGA